AGCCGUGUCUGGUUUACCGCCCUCCGCUCCUGGCUGUACUGCCGGCCUUACCGGCCGCGGCGGUCCAGGAGGGCUCAUGGGCAAUGCUUGCUGCGCCGAUGGAAACCACGACAACGCAGAGGCCGUGAUUGAGCAGCGCUCGAAGUUGUCCGACGAGACGGCCAACCAGCCUGUGCAGAUACCAGGCAAGAAGCUGGAGAACACGAACGCGGCAAAGAGCGAGCUGCCGGGCACAGAGUUCACGAUGGUCAUCGACAAGACGACCGGGCGGAAGCUCGGCGUCGACGUGGACCACCAGGAUGGCUGCACCCUGCAGGUUGACGCUGUGACCGGCGGCCUCUUCCAGCAGUGGAACGACAAUCACCCUGAGCAGGCAGUGAAGCCUGGAGAUCGUAUAGUCGAGGUGAACGGCCUUCGCAACGAUGUGCAGCUGUUGGUAGAGGAGUGCAGGCAGAACAAGUUGCUCGAGCUGGUGGUCAAGCGCGGCCCAUGAGCCGCAUGAGCGGCCCCUGAGCCUCAGCGUUGAGCUGCAGGCUGGCUGUCUCCAUAUCUGAGCUGGGCGCCUCGCUCGGCACGGUCCGACGUGGUGAUUUGUUGAACAUGUGAGGCCUUUAGACCGCUUGGUUCCUUCUUGGGCUUCCUGAUGUUCAACGUGGGUUGACUUUAGAGAAGGUUCUCAUCUUCUUCGUCAGUCUCCCUUGUCCCCAGCGAGUUCCGCAAGGAGCCCAUUGGUCACGUUGCCAUUCGAGAGCUAUGAUUUGCUGCUCUCCAGCGCGCUCGCCCCGCAGACACUGCUACAAUGCGGCCUCACAGCGUCUGGCGUCAAGAUAUCGACUGCCUCAGACGCGAUAGGUUAGGUGUGGUGGUGGACUGACUGUGCGCAUGGCAUUGCAGUUGUACACUCGGCUGUUUCUCAAGCUUCAGGAGGGCGAUGAUCAUGAG
This is a messenger RNA of Prorocentrum cordatum, 942 nucleotides long. The record is from the annotation of a GenBank genome assembly. NCBI's taxonomy places the organism in Eukaryota, Dinophyceae, Prorocentrales, Prorocentraceae.